GCUAAUCUUGACGACAAUGAGCUGAGAUAAAACGCGAAUACUUGUCUCGGAGUGGGGAACGUGAAACAGAAGAAUAUAUAAGGCGAUUUCUUUCGCGCAACGUAGAACAUUUUACUGUCAGAUUUGUUAGUGCAACUGAUGUAUGGUGUAUCGUUGAAAAUACUUCCACGGGAAUUAAAGCUGCAGAUUCAGCUUGUCAAAACGACGUGCAAGGCUACGUUUGCCCGUUCGUCUGUCCGUCUAUCCGACGUCCGUUCAUUCGUCCGUCUCCACUUUUUCGUUUUUUGAGGAUUUCGCUGAGUUGCGCACGAGCGACACGACAUGGCGUGGUUUAACGCGAGCGGGAUAAAGAUAUACGAAGACUCAAUGGACGAUAUGGACAUAAUACAAAACAUAACCAGCACGGAGCAUCGAGAGAAGGCUUUUUACAUCGCGGACAUCGGUAAAGUGAUCGCGAAACACGACGAAUGGAUCGCAAAGAUGCCCAGAGUCGUCCCACACUUCGCGAUUAAAUGCAAUCCGGAUCCGACGGUGAUUAAAGUCCUGGCGGCUCUGGAUGCUUGCUUCGACUGCGCGUCCGAGCAAGAGAUAAAACAGGUGAUGCAACAUGGGGUGCACGGCGAUCGCAUUAUUUUCGCACACCCGGCGAAAUAUCCAUCUCACAUAAUCUAUGCGAAGAAAGUGGACGUCAAGCAGAUGACGGUGGACAGCGAAUACGAACUGUUCAAGAUCAAGGAUUUCUUUCCCGAAGCUAAGAUUGUCAUACGUAUACGCUGCGACUCGAAAAACACGCCGGUGGUGUUGGGCAUGAAAUUCGGAUCCGACCCGAACGAGGAGACUGUACGUUUGAUACAGCUUACGAAGGACCUUGGCUUGAAUUUGCACGGCUUCAGCUUUCACGUCGGCAGUCCGUGCGUUGAGCCGGAGGCUUAUGGCCGAGGGAUCGCGAUGUGCAAACAGUUAAUUACUGUCUCCAAAAGCAUCGGCUGCGAGGGCGUGCAGCUGAUCGACAUCGGUGGCGGCUUCCCGGGCGAGUGCGGAACGAACAUCGACGAGUUCGCGAGUAUUAUCAACGAGGCGAUACGGGAUGUCGACCCGGCCAUAAAAGUGAUCAGUGAGCCGGGAAGUUACUACGUAGCUUCGAGCUUCACUCUGGCCUCGUAUCUGCACUCGAAGCGAGUGAUCCUGAAGGGCAGUAAAAUGAUAAGAAUGUACUACAUGAACUGCGGGGUGUUCAAUAGCUUCAUAGACGAGCUGUUGGGCUUAAGAGCGAGAGUCCCACAAUUGCUAUCCGAGCCAAUGAGCAACGAGAAGUUCUGCUCGAGCUUGUGGGGUCCGACUGCCGAUUCGUACGAUUUAAUCGUCAAGGACGUGUUGCUGCCUGAACUUCAUAUCGGCGAUUGGUUGGUUUGGAAGGACAUGGGUGCAUAUUCUAUAGCUCUCGCCUCCACAUUCAAUGGCUUUCCGAUUCCGGUUGUGGUUCCGAUCAUCAGGAAGAGUCAAUGGGAGAAUUUUGAGAAGAGACCCUCACGCGGAUUAAUCGAACGUGAAGGUCUCUUCUGUUCGACGCAGAUUUGAUGAGCUGCACGACUUAAUUGGAAGGCGGAAUGACAAUUUUCAACGAAAUUGGUAUGCAAGUUUUCUCAAAGAAAAAAAAAAGCGAAACCGAAGUAGAAUCUGCUACAUAUUUGCGUAAAUUCGAUUUCCUGAUAUUGGUAUGAGUAAAUCGGAAUCUACAAAUGCGCAUUCGCUGUCUGCGCGAUACAUCUGUAAACACAAAUGCAUGUUAAUACACUGCUCAAAAGAAUUACGGCAUAGAUAAUAUAUUGCCGAAGAUUGGCCAAAUUUGACUGGCGAUUACUUCGCGAAA
This is a messenger RNA of Harpegnathos saltator (Jerdon's jumping ant), 1870 nucleotides long. RefSeq names its product ornithine decarboxylase 2. The coding region runs from base 322 to 1578 and encodes 418 amino acids. The record is from RefSeq and is a predicted model, not a curated record. The transcript has 8 exons. Gene Ontology annotation, cellular component: cytoplasm. Lineage: Eukaryota; Metazoa; Arthropoda; Insecta; Hymenoptera; Formicidae. Gene Ontology annotation, molecular function: ornithine decarboxylase activity.